This is a messenger RNA of Fonsecaea monophora, 1011 nucleotides long. RefSeq lists its product as hypothetical. Gene Ontology annotation, cellular component: cell wall. The transcript is spliced from 3 exons. Gene Ontology annotation, molecular function: manganese ion binding. The record is from RefSeq and is a predicted model, not a curated record. NCBI's taxonomy places the organism in Eukaryota, Fungi, Ascomycota, Eurotiomycetes, Chaetothyriales, Herpotrichiellaceae. The coding region runs from base 1 to 1011 and encodes 336 amino acids.
AUGCCCAAUGAUAUCUUGUGGACCUCCACCACCAGUUUAGGAAAUACUGCGAACUUUCGACUUUGCACAGAGCCUGACUUGCUGUUCGGAAGGCUGACGUCCCUGGAGUUUCAAAGGGAGAAAACGGUGGAACGGAUCCAAGUGCCUGGAACAGCGACUGUCGCAGCCCUCAUCACAACUAUAGCCACAUUCAUCAUCAGUUAUAUCUGUGUCCUCAAGAAACCUCCUACGAUGCUGCUCUCAGCGUGCAUCGGAUCCGUCUCCGCCAUCGUUCUUUUCAUCGCACCACUGCCCAUUCUGGCCGCUGACCAAACGGUGGAUCAAACAUUGGUUGCGAAUUUGAAGAUGGCGGCGACCAUGAGUGACCGUCUCCACAUGCUUUCGGACCAGCAGCUUCUCUACAACUUUUCCUCGAACCCGGUGUAUUCCUGGAAGCCGGGUAGCGUCUGUAACGCAAAUGCAGCGACCUGGCCUGUGCUCUCCACCGUUGGGGCGACGGUGGCGCAGCUCAAUCUCGGGCCAUGCGCGAUGCUUGCACCACACUUGCAUAGAGCCCACAACUUGGUCGUUGCAGUGAGUGGAACAACCCAUACGUACAUGGUGCAAGAGAAUGGGGCACGGCUGGUACAGCAAGUCUUGACCCCGGGCAUGAUGACCAUCUUUCCCCAGGCCAGUGUGCAUUCUAUGUACAAUAUGGGUGCGUCUACUCUCGUGCCAAACGAGCCUGUGGCUUUUCCUGACGAUUUCCCAGGCUGCGGAAACAAUCAGCUCUAUUCAUUUCUCAACGACGCCGACCCAGCAACAUUGAACAUCGCACAGGCGUUCUUCAUGAUGCCGAAGGACAUUGGUACGCAGGUGAUGCCAUUCAUCAACCUCACCGGCGGGAACUGGACGGCCACAGGUCUGCGCAUCCCGGCCAUCGGGACGGGAAGCCAGGAUGGAUUCGAGGCGUGCAGGCAACGAUGUGGACUUAGCACGAAAGCCGCCCCGGAUGGGUCUCUGGUGGUAUAG